AUGUUCGACACUCUCAAGAACUGGUUCUCCCCUGCCCAGGAGACUGAAAACAAAUGGGAUGCGCGCAAUGUUGAAUUGCAGCAGCCUAACAGCCCAUCGGGUCCCAACAUGAGCAGCGAGGCCGUGACUCAACAACCGGGCGGCCCGGAACAGAUGAAUGUUCACAUGCGUGGUGGUGGUGAGGGCGAAGACGUCUGCUGCGGAGUGUAA
Penicillium oxalicum is the source of this 210-nucleotide messenger RNA. RefSeq lists its product as uncharacterized. The transcript has 2 exons. Lineage: Eukaryota; Fungi; Ascomycota; Eurotiomycetes; Eurotiales; Aspergillaceae. The record is from RefSeq and is a predicted model, not a curated record. Bases 1 to 210 code for a protein of 69 amino acids.